UUUGAGUUUAUCUGCACUGAUAUGGCAUGUAGUUAGACAGCAGUGGACUAUUGGAACUCCAAGAUAUUCAUCUUUUUGAAUUUAUUUAAUACUCCUUAUUCAAAACAGAAGUUAAACUCUGUGUGACUGGACGCCUAUUUUGGUCACAAUCCAUAACAUCACCGGACGUAAGACUGUCAUCCUUCCUUGAAACAGAUGAUGGAUGCCAAAUCAGCAACUGGAGUUCUUCAUCCCUACUGGCCACGGGACCUUUUGAUUCCCACCUAUGUCGCCAAUGACCGAUCUAUGUCUGAAAUUCUGGUGUUCCUGUUUUCUGUGUCUGGGGUGUUUCUGCUUGUGACCUGGUUGAUCACCGGCCAGAAAGGGGCCACCGGCAGGCUGGGGACAUGGAGGCGUCUGGCUGUGUGUUGGUUUGCUGUUUGUGGUUUCAUCCAUGGCGUCAUUGAGGGCUGGUUCUCACUGUAUUAUGAUAUUAUUCCUGGAGACCAGAGCUUCCUGUCACAGCUGUGGAAAGAGUACUCCAAAGGAGACAGCCGAUAUGUAAUAGCGGAUAACUUCACUGUCUGUAUGGAGACUGUGACUGCAUGGUUAUGGGGACCUUUUAGCUUUUGGGCUGUGUUUGCCUUCUUAACUAACAGGCCCUAUAGAUUUGUUCUGCAACUCAUCAUUUCAUUAGGUCAGCUGUAUGGAGCGGUGCUGUACUUCUUCACAGAGCACAGAGAUGGUUAUGCUCACAGUGAGUUGGGACACCCAAUCUACUUCUGGUUCUACUUUGUGUUCAUGAAUGUGCUGUGGAUCGUCAUACCACUGGUGCUCAUUGUGGAUGCAUGGAGACAGCUGUCAGCGGCCCAGACACACACCGACAACACAAAGUCACACAAGUCUAAGAGGAACUGACAACUGGAAAAUGGAAAGAAAAAAAGGACUGUAGGACAAUUACUACAGGAGAUUUAAGGGAAACGACAACUGGGGGGAGCCUACACUUUGUGUUGCAGAAAAACACUAUCCUCAAAGAAGAGUCAAAAGAAAUGACUAAUUGUUUGGAGUUGGACAUGCCUUGUCUAAGGUUGUACCUGUCACACCGUGUGCCUUUUUAAAUUUAAAUACCCAGUAACUGUCAGCAAAGUAAAAGUUUUAUUUUAAAGAUCAACUUGUUUGUUGUGCAUAUGACAAUAAAGCUUUGUCUUUUGUUCUGGC
Messenger RNA from Micropterus salmoides (largemouth bass), 1197 nucleotides. Its product is annotated as EBP cholestenol delta-isomerase. The transcript is spliced from 5 exons. Gene Ontology annotation, biological process: cholesterol biosynthetic process. NCBI's taxonomy places the organism in Eukaryota, Metazoa, Chordata, Actinopteri, Centrarchiformes, Centrarchidae. Bases 196 to 897 code for a protein of 233 amino acids. Gene Ontology annotation, molecular function: cholestenol delta-isomerase activity; steroid Delta-isomerase activity; C-8 sterol isomerase activity. Gene Ontology annotation, cellular component: endoplasmic reticulum; membrane. The record is from RefSeq and is a predicted model, not a curated record.